CUGACUCGCAGAGUAUACCAUAGGGCAUUAGGAAGCAGUGUGACGCCGUCUCAUUCCUGGCCGAGUUCCAACAUCAAAAUGUCCGACAAGAUCCGAAAACCAUCCCGAACCCACGAUUCCUCUUUCACAGAAUGUCAUAUCCGGGACGUCGAGGAGCUUGGAGCUGACCUGAAUGAAGCCGUCCAGGCAGUAUGGCCGAAGCGGCACAGUAUUCGGUAUUCCCAAGUCCGUGUCUUGCUUCUAUCAUGGGAAGCCGACGACUUGGGAGUUGAGGCUGAAAUUGAGCCCCUUCGAAGAGUGCUUAAGGACAGAUACCAUUUCAGCGUGCGAGACUACAAGAUCCCUAGCAUAAAGCCUGACAGGGCCCUCAAGAAGCGAGUCUAUGACUUUCUCGAGGGAGAAGAGAAAGACACGCUCCUGAUAGUCUAUUAUGCUGGGCAUGCCAGGGGUGCGUUGCAGUCAAAUGAGGCUUCAUUGUGGUUUGCUAAUCGCAACGAUCCUUACACGGUAGUACCGUCCGGUGGUAUUCAGUCCAUGUUUGAGGAGGCCGAUGCCGAUGUCGUUCUCCUUUGUGAUUGUUGUCACUCGACCGCUAUUCCCACUACCGACUCUCAACAACGAAGCAACAAAGUUAUGGAAGCGAUUACAGCCUGCGGGUACGAAGCCAUUGCAGCCGAAGUCGGAGACCACUCUUUUACGAGGGCUCUUACCCAUACUCUUGCUAUCGCGUCAAAAGGUCUGCCAUUCACUAUCAGCGAGUUGCAUGUUCGAGUUGUUAGCAAGCUGAAAUGUUGGGCGCCCGAAUUGCUGAAGGGCGAGGAUGGCAAUUAUGUUGAUAUGGCUGAAAAUCGGUUACUGUUCGAGCAACAACCCAGACGGACACCUAUUUUCACGGGUGUGUGUAGGGCCAGUCCAAAUCGAAGCAUUGUCCUCGCACCACUUGGCACCGUAUAUCCGUCGCCGGCGGAAUCUGAAGAUGAAAAGUACAGUGUUGCCUCCUCCGGAAUUUCGCUAGUAAGUCUAGACAUUAACGAGAGGGAGAGAUCUAAUACCCACCCUGGUGAGGGUCAACCCCAAAAAGGCACGUGGCCUUAUGAGGAGGGACGAUACCCUUUCAUCCUGUUGGCCGCACGGCUCGAGAAAUGCUACAAUAAACAAGCUUGGCUGGAAUGGGUCCGUAAUGCUCCUGCCGACGUGAAAGACUUCCAUAUUGAAGGUGCAUAUGUCAGUUUCUCGACCUUGUUACUAUUGCGGAUUCCUAUGACCGUAUGGAACUUACUGCCCAGCAAUCCAGCAUACACCUUUAUAGGGUACGUUUCUUCUGGCAACUAUGUUACGAGUGAUCCAGCAGAGUCUAGCACAUCAUGCCCUUGCGGAGACGCUUGUGCCAACUGUAAUACGGAAGCAAUAGAAGAUAUUUACUCAGCGGAUGAUCUGAAAGAAUCCGAAUCCCAUUGUGGGGAUAAAGGCUUAUCCCCACGGAUCGAGGACCCACCUCCUACGAAGACCCACAAAGGGAAGACACGAAAUGUAUUCGCGCCGGGAACUCAGUAUCACACGGCAUCUAAUGCACCCUCCGCCGAAAUAUCCCAGACGAUUGGGAUGGCAAAUAGAAAAUUGGAGGUCUCCAUUACAACCUCAUCCGCGUCCGCGCCAAAGCCGAUCAGCGGAGGACCAGAUUCUGAGUUUGAUAAUUCUCAAGUGCCAACCUCUCCGGGGUCUCCCCUUUCUGAGGACCCGUGGUCAGAUCUUGAGUCAUCGUCUUCUAUAACAACUGCGGAGGUCGGUACCAGCAACCCUGGUAGCCGAUCUCAGACUCCGCGGCUCAUCUCGGCUGGGUCCAGACACCGGAGGAGCGGUGGAGGCCUGGCAAGGUUCGAUAGGAAGGGUUGGUGGGUCUGCUGCAAGGAUUACCGCGAGGUAAAUAUAAAUCUAUGGGGCGAGUGCUGCCCUGACGACCAACACCGAAGGUGCUCAUCCUGCAUUAGGUUGUGAGAAUGCUUGAAUGUAUUUCUUUUACAAGAGUACAAGGUUUUCUCAUCCGGAAAUGCCUA
This is a messenger RNA of Hyaloscypha bicolor E, 2054 nucleotides long. RefSeq lists its product as uncharacterized. Lineage: Eukaryota; Fungi; Ascomycota; Leotiomycetes; Helotiales; Hyaloscyphaceae. The record is from RefSeq and is a predicted model, not a curated record. The transcript is spliced from 3 exons. The coding region runs from base 79 to 1995 and encodes 638 amino acids.